Toxorhynchites rutilus septentrionalis is the source of this 1893-nucleotide messenger RNA. RefSeq lists its product as uncharacterized. The coding region runs from base 1 to 1893 and encodes 630 amino acids. Lineage: Eukaryota; Metazoa; Arthropoda; Insecta; Diptera; Culicidae. The transcript is spliced from 3 exons. The record is from RefSeq and is a predicted model, not a curated record.
AUGACCACUUUACAGCGAUUGUAUGGACGACAGGAAGUUAUAAUUAAUGCUUUGCUGAAGCAACUACGCAAUGUACCAGCGCCAAGGGCGGAUGAUUUGAAAACGUUGAUCAGAUAUGGUAUGGCUGUACAAAAUUUGGUCGAGCAUAUGAUUGUUGCGGAACAACAACAUCAUUUGUCGAAUCCCAUGCUGCUCUACGAGUUGGUGGAAAGAUUGCCGCCUAAUUUUAAGCUUGAAUGGGCGAACUACAAGCGAACAAGGUUAGAAGUGAACCUGGUCAUUUUCGCUGAGUUUAUGACAGACUUGGUAGCGAUGGCAAGCGAUGUGACGAUGUAUGUUGAUCCAAUGAAUGCAACAUCUACCAAGCUGGAUAAGAAUAAACGUGAUAAGCAUCCGAGGGAAAAGUUAUUCGUUCACCAUACGGAAACAAGUGCGAACCAGACUGGCAAAGUAAAAGAAACUUCGACAGAAUUUACACCAGUGAAAACCUGCACUUAUUGGAAUAGUAAAUCUGGUUCUUCAAAAUCAUCAGACAAUAUAAGUAACAUCGCGCACCAAAAUCACCAUUUCAUGAAAGUAUGUUCUCUGCUGCGUUAUAUACCGAUUACACUCUACGCAAAUGGUAUAGAGGCGAGACUGUUCGCUUUUCUUGAUGACGGAUCGACAUCGACUAUAAUUGAAGCUGAGGUGGCUGAACAACUUGGAGUGGUAGAACCAGAAGAACCACUUCAUCUCUGCUGGACAGGUGAUGUGAUGAGAGUCGAAGAGAAGUCACAACGCAUCCAGUUGAAUAUUUCCGGAACUGAUAUGAAACAGCAGUACCCUUUGACUAACGUACGAACGGUGAAGCACCUCAAGCUUCCAAGCCAGACGUUGAAUAUUGACGAAAUAUGUAACACACACCAAUACCUCAAAGGUUUGCCUAUAACAAGCUACUUCGAUGUUAGACCAAAAAUUAUUAUUGGGGUCGAUAACGCGACAUUAAUUAGUACACUGAAGCUAAGGGAAGGAAGUAAGGAAGGUCUCAUAGCCUCUAAAACCCGACUUGGUUGGGGCAUCUACGGUCGACAUUCGGGAUCGGAAGAUUCAGUACACCUUCAUCUACACUCAGUACAAGAAACACGAGUCCCUGACAAUGCAACGUUGCACGAUCUCAUGAGGCAGUUCUUCAACAUAGAAGAGUCCUGUGUCACUACGAAACCUGAAUCAGAAAAAAACAAGCGAGCAACAGAAAUUCUCGAACAAACAACUGUUCGCGUUCCAACUGGCUAUGAAGUCGGUCUACUCUGGAAUCAGGAUGAGUACAAACUACCCAACACGUAUCCGCUUGCGCUUCGUCGUCUGAAGUGCUUGGAAAAGCGAUUAUUGCGCAAUCCCCACUUGUAUGCCAAGGUACGAGAAAUAAUAGAAAACUACGUCGAGAAAGGCUACGCUCAUCGUGCAUCGAAAUUGGAAUUGGAGUUAACAGACGAUCGGAAAACCUGGUACUUGCCACUUGGAGUGGUACAAAAUCCCAAAAAACCGAACAAGGUGCGCUUAAUUUGGGAUGCGGCAGCAGCUGUGGAAGGUCUGAGUUUUAAUGACCUUGUGCUGAAAGGUCCAGAUAUGAUGGCUUCGCUCAUCGCCGUUCUAAUCAAGUUUCGAGAGAGAAAUGUAGCGAUCGGUGGAGAUUUGCGUGAAAUGUUUCACCAAAUUAUGAUUCGUGCAGAAGAUAGACAGUUCCUCCGUUUUUAUGGAGAGAUCACCCGGAAGAUUCGCCGCAAGUCACAGUUCGUGAAGAACAAAAAUGCGGAGGAGUUCUCGGAGGAGUUUCCACGAGCAGCCAAGGCAGUCAUCGACAACCACUAUGUAGAUGACUAUCUCGACAGUGUGGAUACGGCGGUAGAGGCGUAG